UCUUCAUUUUGCCUGAAAUCAGUAUUCACGUUGUCGCUGUAGUCACUUUCGUAAGGCUAGUAGUACACACAGGGGCACGCGAUACGUGGUCGGUGAAUCUCGCGCACCUUUUACGCCUUCCCUUCUGACUGCCAAACACUUCACCAUCAAAAUCGCCAGAUAUCAUCGCAACCAUGGCGCCAGCAGCUGCACCAGAGGCGACGUUCAGGAAAGAUGAGAAAGUGUUUUGUUUUCAUCACGAGCUGUUGUACGAGGCCAAGGUUCUUGAAGUCCGACCUGUCGAAGGCGACGAGAAGAAGAAUGGCUUCGAGUACAGAGUGCACUAUAAGGGAUGGAAGAACACCUGGGACGACUGGGUUCCCGAGGACCGCCUGCGCAAGCUAACCCCCGAGAACCGGGAGUUGGCUAACAACUUGAGACACGAGAUGCUGGCGGCUCAACGCGCCGCAAGAGCUCAACCCGCGCCCGCUAAGAAGAAGGCGCAGGGCUCAGUGCGUGGCAGUGAAGAACGGCAAAGCUCUGUCACUGCUGCACCACGUGGUCAAAAGAGGGUUCGCGACAACGACCUCGAAAAGGAAGAGACAUUCCAGAACAAGCUAGCCGUCAGGAUUUACAUGCCUGAUAGGCUGAAAAGUCUCUUGGUUGACGACUGGGAAAACAUCACCAAGAACCUGCAGCUGGUGCAGCUGCCUUCAGCACAUCCGGCGGGUGUCAUUCUUGAUGAGUAUCAGAAAUACGCCAUUCAAACUGGAGCUCGCAGCAGCACCGAGCGCGACAUUCUUGAAGAGGUGAUUGCAGGUCUCAAAGAGUACUUCAACAAGAGUGUUGGGCGUCUCCUGUUGUACCGCUUUGAGCGCGAGCAGUUUUACGACAUCUGGACGCGCAUUCAACAGCCGACUGACGAGCUCGCUGGUAAGACGCUCGCCGAGAUUUACGGUGGCGAGCACCUUUUGCGUCUUCUGGUUACGAUGCCAGAGCUUAUUGCUCAGACCAACAUGGAUCAUCAGGCUGUCACUCGCCUGCGCGAAGAACUCAGCCAAAUGACAACGUGGCUGGCCAAGGAUGCCCAGAUCAACACGUUCUUUGUGCCUACUUAUGAGAGCCCAGGACAAGCCUAUAUUGACAAAGUCAAGUCGAGUACGUAGGAGGAUGCCUGGCUCGACCGCAAGAGAUCAAGGGCCUCUAAUAUGUUUUCCUGUUGAGUCACUCUGGCGCAAAUGUACUAUGAUCUGCUGCAUGGAUGUGGGCAUUGUCUGGUUGGCGCACUGGC
This is a messenger RNA of Bipolaris sorokiniana ND90Pr, 1270 nucleotides long. RefSeq lists its product as uncharacterized. The coding region runs from base 174 to 1145 and encodes 323 amino acids. The transcript is spliced from 4 exons. Gene Ontology annotation, cellular component: Rpd3S complex; nucleus; NuA4 histone acetyltransferase complex. The record is from RefSeq and is a predicted model, not a curated record. Lineage: Eukaryota; Fungi; Ascomycota; Dothideomycetes; Pleosporales; Pleosporaceae. Gene Ontology annotation, biological process: regulation of DNA-templated transcription; chromatin organization.